AUGACAGCUCUCACUCAUGCCACUACAGUGGAGACUCCGUACAUCAACAGUGCUGCCAUCGUCAAUUCAGGCUCUUACUUCAUGCCGCGAGCUAGCGUUGUCCAACUGCCAGUCCUCACCACUUUCAUCCCGAGUCUGCCUCAGAAUACCCCGUUCCGAGUGUCUGUUCAUAGCUGGGACAAACCUCGCCCCAGCCUUCUAAUGGAGAGUUUGAUGCAACCAGAUGAUGCCUUGCUCUUUGAGAUCCGGAUUUUCAUUGACGGGUUAUGCGUUUCAAUCAGAGUGGUUAUAGCUGAAGGAUUUGCUCGGCCAAAUCGCAAUCCUCCCUUCGAGAGAGUCAAGGAUAUAAUUGCGUUCUCCUUCCAGCAUGCGCCUCUGCCUGAUCCCAGAGCAGAAGUCCUAGAGUGUUCCAACAUUGCCUGGCCUAAUUCUGGCAUGUGGUCCCGCGGGCAACGUGUCUUCAAAUACAAUGCUGGAAGCGUUCUGAGUGACGCAAAGCAAGAAGAGGACCUGCAUGCCCACUCGCCAACUCGACAUGAGAAUCGAAGCGUGGUAGCUAACAGCAACCGAGUCAGUAACCCAGCGGCGUAUACAGCUUGGCCGUAUAGGAAUUAUCCACCUCCCCCACCUCAGUGGCAAAAUAACAACAGGGAGACAACAUGGACGUAUCAAUCUACUCAAGAACCUCUCAUGACGGACCCUUUCAUCGAUCCACACAUCCUUGACCCCACUGCACGCCAUCGAGGGGCAAGACCGUCUUGGGAGGACGUGUGUAUGCCUGAUUAUAUCUCCAAUUCAUCCAGUAGCCGCGCUAUAUCCAGCAUGACCGGUAUAAGCUACGAGCAUAGCAAGCAACCAAGCAUUGUUGCUCCUAUCGAUGAGGAAACAUAUUCUCAACUUUUCGAGGGAGUCAGUCCGCCAAAGCCUCUCGCCUGCAUUUCUCAAGCACCCAAGAAUACGUCAUCAGCAUUGCCUCCUGUUGCUUCUAAACUUUCUGCUGCUGGCGAAGAGCGUUCAUCAUCUUGUGUCAAGACAGCAAGGCGUCCCUCAAUUCUGAAGGAGCUUUCACAGCCAGUAUCCAGAAGCGUCUCUGGUUCCAGCGCCAAAUCCAGUCUCCCUGCCGAGGCAUUGCUGGAAGCUACAGCAACUUGCAAACUGCACGUUAGUCCUACUACACAGAUCAGGAGCAAGAAGGAGGGAAACUGUUCGGAUAACAAAGAGAAUGAGGCCUCUAGCGAGACACCACGUCGGGAUAAUGACAAGGUCGACCGUACACCUGCCAAGCUCACCGUGCGCACGAGUGGAAAUUUUGAGACACCCGUCGAGUCCAGACGACGCCGUUCUACCACAGGUUCUGCUCGUGGAGGCGUGAGUCUCAUCACUGAAAGGGAGACGGUGCUCCUCAGUCCGUCCAAGAACUUACCCGUGGUCGAAAAUCAUGUCACGGUAGUGGAAAACCAUGAUCAACACACAAGCUUUGAUGACUUUCUGGAUACGAAACUUCAAAUCGUCGACACCGCUGCCGAUACAAUUGAGAUUAAUUAA
This is a messenger RNA of Aspergillus fumigatus Af293, 1545 nucleotides long. The record is from RefSeq and is a predicted model, not a curated record. NCBI's taxonomy places the organism in Eukaryota, Fungi, Ascomycota, Eurotiomycetes, Eurotiales, Aspergillaceae.